Molecule: messenger RNA, 2997 nt
Organism: Tetrahymena thermophila SB210
Lineage: Eukaryota; Ciliophora; Oligohymenophorea; Hymenostomatida; Tetrahymenidae
Product: KRI1 family carboxy-terminal protein
Exons: 9
Biological process (GO): endonucleolytic cleavage in ITS1 to separate SSU-rRNA from 5.8S rRNA and LSU-rRNA from tricistronic rRNA transcript (SSU-rRNA, 5.8S rRNA, LSU-rRNA)
Cellular component (GO): nucleolus; 90S preribosome
Source: RefSeq, a predicted model, not a curated record
AUGGUUAAAAAGAAUUUAUUCGAAGACGAAGAAGAGGAAUAGACUCAAUAGUAAACAAAAAAUAAAAAAAGCAAAAAAGCUUAAUAGGGUGAAGAAUAAAAUGAUGAAGAUGUUAAUGUGAAGCUUAAAGUGAAUAAAAAAUUUGCUUAGAAUUUUGAAAAAAAAAUUCAAAGACAAUUAAUAGAUAAAGCCAAAGCUAUGUAUGGCGCUGACUAUGAAAAGAAAAUAGCAGAAGGAAAUGAUGAUGAUGAAAGUAGCGAUGUAGAGGAAGAUUCUGAUGGAGAAUUAUUAAAUGAAAAAGUUAAUGAUAAAUUUAUUGAAACAUUAGCAAAAAUUAGACUAAGAGAUCCUAGCAUUUACAAAAAUGAUAAAAAAUUCUUUAAAGAAAAAGACUUCGAGGUAGAGUAGAAUGAUAAGAAAUCCAGUAAAAAAGAAAAGAUGACUUAUGCAGCUAUGGUUAGAAAGGAAGCAUUAGAGAAAAUGGAAAAAGAAGAUUUCUCUUCAGAAGAAGAUGACUAUGUACCAUAAGUUAAGGGAGAAACAAUUGCAGAAGAAUAAAAAAGACUGAAAGAUGAAUUCAAAAAUGCAGCUAAAAAAGUAGAAUCAGAUGAUGAUGAAGAAGAAGAAGAAGCUGAUGCUAUUUUCACUUAGAAAAAGAAAUCCCUCUAACAAAUAGAAGAUGAAAAUAAAGAAUAUAGUAAAUUCUUAGAAAAAGUUAAAAGAAAGAAACAAAGAAAGGGUAAAGAACAAGAUGUUGAAGUCCUAUAGAAUUUCUGGGGUGAUGCAUCAAAGCUUGAUGAUACUGAUAAAUUCCUUAGAAAAUAUAUAUUAACUAAAGGAUGGGUAGAUAGAGAUGAUAUGGGCCUGGAUGAAGAAUUUGAAGAUAAAGAUCUUGAAGAAGAUGAUGAAGCUGACAGAUUUGAAGCAAAGUAUAAUUUUAGAUACGAAGAACCUGGAGCUAAUGAAGUAGUUACCUAUGGAAGAAAGGUUUAGGAUUCUUUGAGAUAGAAGGAUAGCACUAGAGCUGAAAAGAGAAAAGAAAGAGAGGAAAGAAAGAAAGAAGAAAAGAAAAAAAUUGAUGAGGAAAUGAAGCAAAUGAAAGCAGCUACUAGAAAUGCAAUUUUAGAUCGUGUUCAUAAAAUCCAAGAAAUAGCUGGAACUAAAGAAAUCAAGACUGAUAUCAAUAAGUUGUUGGAAGAAGAUUUUGAUGAUUAAAAGUUCUCCAAAUACUUAGAUAAAUAGUUUGAUUCAGAUUAUUAUGAAGAGGAGGAUUCUCAUUUAGACGAACUUAAAGAAUAUGAAAAGAAUUUAAAGAAAUAAGAGAAAUAAGAAUAAUAAAUGGAGUUAGAAAAGUUAGGUAUUGAUAAAAAAUAAAUCAAAAAAAUUGAAAAAUCAGUAAAGAAAGCAGCAGAUAAGGAAGAUGAUGAGGAAAUUAGCAGCGAUUGGAGUGAUUUAGAGGAAGAAGAAGAUGAUAUGGAUGAAGAAUUAGAUGAAAAUAAUGAUAUUUAGAUUGCAUAAUAAGAUGAUGAUAAAGAUAAUGUUUUAAAUGUUAAAACAAACAUUCCUUUAGCAAUAAAGAAAAAUCUUAAAGAUAAUGAAAUUUAAGCUAUGACUUAAUCAGAUAAGGGAGAAGAUGGAUUGUAUUUAUGGUGGUAUUGCGAUAACUGCAAGAAGGGAAUACAACCUGGUUAAUUCAGAUUCGAUUGUCAAGAAUGUCCAGAUUACACCUUGUGUAAAAUUUGCAACGAAGGACAGUUCCAUGAUCAUCCUCUUAAAAAAUAAAUAGUUCCUAAAAAUUGUGUGCCUCCCACUGAUGAAGAGAUUUAAGAAUUACUUUAAGAAUAUUAAGUUUGCAAAAAGUGUAAUAUAAAACUUGAUGAUUAUUGCAGCUAUUAUUAAUUAAAUAGCAAUAAUGAAGUUAUACUAUGUGAUGAGUGUUUUGAUAAAGAAAAAAUUGUUAGUAAAAAACUAUAUUCAUAUAUCGAAGCUAAGAAAGUUGAUUUGGAAGCUGUUGUUGAUAAAGAUCCAUAAGCUCUUAAAAAAUAUAUUAGCGAUGAAGAAAUCUAGAAUUUGGUUGACUAGUAUUACAAUCUUGACUAUGAAGACGUUAUCACUGGAGGAAUAAAAACAAGAUUUAAAUAUAUGGAAGUUAAGCCAGACUCAUAUGGUUUGAGCGAUGAGCAAUUAUUAUACGCAGAUACAAAUGUAUUGAAUAAGUAUGUAUCUAUAAAAAAAUUAGCUCCAUAUAGAGACGAUGAGGGUUUUGUAAAAUCUAAAAAUCUUAAAAACAAGAGCGUUAUUAAAUAAAUCGAAAAAUCAACCAAAAUUAAUAAGGUAUUAUAAUCUUUUUAAAAAUGUAAUCACCCAUUAACUAAGAUAAAUUUAAUUUUAAUUAUAAAAGAAAAUUGUUAAGAAAGACACAGAAAAGGGGCUCACUACUAAAGAAGAUCUAAAAGAGUUAAAGAAAAAAGACAAAAAGAAAUAUCUUAAGGAAUUAAGUAAACUCAAUCAAGAAAAGCAAAAAAAGAAAUAAGAAGAAGAAGAAAAAUAAAAGCCUAAACUUGUUUUAGAAGAUUUAUCAAAACAAGAAAAACUCCAAGUUUCUCAAAAAAGACUUAAAUCUUAUGGUUUUUGAUUAAAAUUAAUUAGUAAAUAAUUUUGGCAAAAAUUUUGCUAAAGUGUUUUUUUAAAAAUAAUAUAUUUUUUUUAUUUCUCUGUUAAAUAUUAAGAAUAUUUGUAAAUAAUUUAUCUUUCCCUUGCUUAAAUCACACAAAAUUUCAUUUUAUUUUGUAUAUUUAUAAAAUAAUUUAACAUUUCACCUAAAAAUAAAUAAACAUUUUAUUUUUUCUAAAUGUAUUCGACUUGAAAUGUAAUUUAUAUCUCAAACACUCUCAUUAACCAUUUUGUUACAUAUAUUUAUCAGAAAAUAGACAUAACGUUAUUUUUAUGAAAAAAAAGUAAGUUAAGCUAUUUCUUAAAAAAAAUAUUCUAUUUUGA